This is a messenger RNA of Poeciliopsis prolifica (blackstripe livebearer), 3077 nucleotides long. RefSeq names its product heat shock cognate 71 kDa protein-like. Gene Ontology annotation, biological process: cellular response to unfolded protein; vesicle-mediated transport; protein refolding. Lineage: Eukaryota; Metazoa; Chordata; Actinopteri; Cyprinodontiformes; Poeciliidae. Gene Ontology annotation, molecular function: ATP binding; ATP hydrolysis activity; heat shock protein binding. Gene Ontology annotation, cellular component: nucleus; plasma membrane; cytosol. The record is from RefSeq and is a predicted model, not a curated record.
GGGACAGGACACUCAUCCGCUGCCCGCCAGGAGAAGAAGGGAGUGCUGCAGAGGAGCGCAGACAGUGGUGUUUAAAAAAAGGCAUCACUUUAAUUCAGAAAACUAUCACUUCCCGAGCAUCUAACUUCACAAGAUGUCUAAAGGACCAGCAGUAGGCAUUGAUCUGGGUACCACUUAUUCAUGUGUGGGUAUCUUCCAGCAUGGCAAAGUGGAGAUCAUUGCCAAUGACCAAGGGAACAGAACCACACCAAGUUAUGUGGCCUUCACAGACACAGAGAGGCUCAUUGGAGAUGCUGCCAAGAAUCAGGUGGCCAUGAAUCCAGCCAACACCGUAUUUGAUGCUAAGCGUCUGAUUGGUCGCAAGUUUGAUGACGCUGUGGUGCAAUCGGACAUGAAACACUGGCCCUUCAAGGUUAUAAAUGAUUCCUCAAAACCAAAGAUGGAGGUUGAAUAAGGGGAGAUCAAGUCUUUCUACCCUGAGGAAAUUUCCUCCAUGGUUCUCACCAAAAUGAAAGAGAUUUCUGAAGCUUAUCUUGGCAAGCCUGUGAACAAUGCAGUUAUCACAGUUCCUGCUUACUUCAAUGAUUCCCAGCGUCAAGCCACCAAAGAUGCUGGUACCAUCUCUGGCCUCAAUGUGCUUCGCAUUAUCAAUGAACCCACAGCCGCAGCCAUUGCAUAUGGCUUGGACAAAAAGGUUGGAGGUGAGCGCAAUGUUCUCAUAUUUGACCUCGGUGGCGGUACUUUUGACGUGUCAGUCUUAACAAUUGAGGAUGGCAUCUUUGAGGUUAAGGCCACAGCAGGGGACACCCACUUGGGUGGGGAGGACUUUGACAACCGCAUGGUCAACCACUUUAUUGCCGAGUUCAAGCGCAAGUUCAAAAAGGACAUCAUCAACAACAAGCGGGCCGUACGCCGUCUGCGUACAGCUUGUGAGCGGGCUAAGCGUACCCUCUCCAGCAGCACCCAGGCCAGCAUUGAGAUCGACUCACUCUACGAGGGAACAGACUUCUACACUUCCAUCACCAGGGCUCGCUUUGAAGAACUCAACGCGGACCUGUUCCGAGGAACUCUCGAACCUGUGGAGAAGGCCUUGCGGGACGCCAAGAUGGAUAAAAGCCAGAUCCAUGAUAUUGUCCUAGUGGGCGGCUCCACGCGUAUUCCGAAGAUCCAAAAGCUUUUGCAGGACUUCUUUAACGGCCGUGACUUGAACAAGAGCAUCAACCCAGAUGAGGCAGUUGCGUAUGGGGCGGCUGUACAGGCUGCCAUCCUGGCUGGUGAUAAGUCUGAUGUGCAGGACCUGCUCCUGCUGGACGUCACACCCCUGUCCCUGGGAAUUGAAACGGCUGGAGGAGUGAUGACGGUCCUUAUCAAAAGGAACACAACUAUUCCAACUAAACAAACCCAAACCUUCACCACCUACUCAGAUAACCAACCCGGUGUCCUCAUUCAGGUUUACGAAGGGGAAAGAGCCAUGACCAAAGAUAAUAAUAUCUUGGGGAAAUUUGAAUUGACUGGUAUUCCGCCUGCUCCCAGAGGAGUCCCUCAGAUCGAAGUGACCUUUGACAUUGAUGCCAACGGCAUUCUCAAUGUGUCUGCAGUGGACAAAAGCACCGGAAAGGAGAACAAGAUCACCAUCACUAAUGACAAAGGUCGACUGAGCAAGGAAGACAUUGAGCGCAUGGUGCAAGAAGCAGAACAGUUCAGAUCUGAAGAUGAAGCCCAGAGAGACAAGAUCACUGCCAAAAAUUCUCUUGAGUCUCUGGCCUUCAACAUGAAGAGCACAGUGGAGGACGAGAAGCUCCAAGAAAAGAUCAGUCCUGAGGACAAAAAGACCAUCACAGAUAAGUGUAACGAAGUAAUCGCCUGGCUGGACAGGAACCAGACAGCUGAGAAGGAAGAGUAUGAGCACCAACAGAAAGAGCUGGAGAAAAUUUGCAACCCAAUAAUCUCUAAGCUGUACCAGGGGGGAAUGCCAGGAGGAAUGCCAGGAGGAAUGUCGGGAGAAUGCCUGGAGGAAUGCCAGGAGGAAUGCCAGGAGGAAUGCCAGGAGGAAUGCCAGGAGGCUUCCCUGGCGGAGCCGGAGCUGGUUCUUCCUCUGGCCCAACCAUUGAGGAAGUCGACUAAAUAUGAGCAAUAAGCACAACAGUUACUUAUCUUAGCUUGAUUACAUGUACUGGCUGUUCAAACCAUGCAUUUUGUGGCAAAUGGGCACACCAUAAAAAUUCAACUUAUAUUUGCUCUACAGCAUUACUCUUAGUGUAAUGAGCUAUUGCUGAAAUAGCAACAGGCUCCUUCUUGCCAGAAAGAGUCUGGGUCUCUGAACUUUGUCCCUUUCAGACAUAAUUGCAAAUCUUUAUAGAGAUGUUUUAGAGGCCAGCACAAAUACGUUUGUACACACCUGUGAAGUAAAUAGUAAAGUAUGUAUGGUUCUCAACACUUUUGGCAAAUGUGAAGCAGACCCCUGAAUUAAAGUUUGCCCAACCAUAUUUCAAUGCAAGAGCUUUUUUGUGAUAUCACUAUUCAAGCUUUGUAAAUUCAGAGACAUUUCAGAUUUUUUUCAGAAGAGCUCAAGCUUGGCUCCAUUGGAUGGACAGUCUUUGUAAACAACAUAUUCUAAUUCUAAUCAGAAGAAAAUCACAAUCACAAUUAAAUUUGACCUAUUCCAUUCAGACACAUGUGCUUUCAUUUGAACCGCUCCAUUUUCAGCUCUGUAUGUAUGUUUCUGGUCAUCGUCUUGCUGUAAAGUGACCUUCAACCCCAGUUUUAAAUUUUACAGGAGUCCUUCCAACAUUGCCUUGUAUUUAAGAACACAAUCCAUCAACUCUGUCCACUUUCCAAUCCCUACAAAGAAAAGCCUCCCCGCUGCACAAACUUACCACCAGCAUCACCAUAAGGCAAAAGGUUGAAUUUUUGGUCUGAUGUGACCAGAGUACCUUCUACCACAUAUUGAACUUGUUGCAAAUUGCACAGACAACUGAGAAAAAAUGUUCACUUUUGAAUAGUCAAACAUUUCAGACAGUCAUUCAGAUGAGUUAAACAGUGAGACAAAACAUGUUUAAAGCUGGUGGCAUUUCUGC